GCAAUACAGCGUGUAGUCUGACGGAAACGGACAAGAAGAAGAAGUAAACGGAAGAGAACCAUGACGAAAAACAACUUCCACGUUAGCGUUUUUAUUUAGACGUUUUAACGUCCUGGAACUCAACAUAUGAUUAAUUUAAAUGCACAUCAUCAUCCCAUGUUGUGUUUAUUUCGAGUUGGAAACAGGAUUUGUUUGAUAGCUAACUAGCUUGCUGCUAAAGUUAGCCAACAAUGGCUAACUGUAUGAUUUUUCACACUCAAAUAGCCUCCAUCAUGGAGGUUCUAGCGAAUGCAGCCGUGGCAGAGAUCUGUAAACUCGUAGACGACGACUAUGCAGUGUUUCGUUUGGAAAUAACUCAAAGCCAGAAAGAAAACAGGGCAUUGCGGAGAAAACUACUGGAAACGAAGGUGGCACGGGAGCGCGCAGAAAGGACAGCGCGAGAGCGCGUCCUCGCCAGUCCCAGUAGUGUCAAGAUCCUCGACCGAUACAGAGGAAUGGCAAGAGGUGAAGGACAUCUCACUGGAGGCUACAGGACCUUUGUGAAGCCAGUGGGACACAAUGAAUGGAGAGAUGACCAACCAAUCACUGUUGAUGAGGGGAGUAGAACCUCAUCCCAGCACGUUAUUGUAACAGAGUCUGCAGAGACUGCUGGUCCUGGUGUCAAGCUAGAGAGGUCUGAAGGAGAGGAGGACCCACGGCACAGCAGAGACAUCCAGACUGGAACGGCUGACGCGCCUUCUGUAGCCAGAGAGGACCCCACCACCGCCCAAGCACAGCCAAGGAACCGUCGCAGCAUCACGGAGGUCAGUGGAAUGCGGAACACCGUCCUCAAGUCAGAGACAGACACCAAGACUUUAACUGUAACACACAGUCUCUUACAAACAGGAUCUGACCACAGAUCAGACCCAAAGAGACUGGGGCCGGGGAGACUGGGCUGUCUUCCUGCUCCCGGCUCAGAGUACUUACCAGUAUUUCACCAGAGCCAGAGAACGGUUAAUUCCCGUGGGGAUGGUGAUGGUAAUGCUUUAGACACUGGCGGUGAUGAUUCAUCUUGUUCUUACGCUACAGAGAUGGACCCUGGCAACAUAUCCUUGGGUUUAGAGACACAAACUGAUCUAUCUAGAGGGGACUGGAACCAGUACAGUAGUAGUGUAUACUCUGAAGGGUGCCUAGAUAAGAAAGGGGAGGGUCUGGUCGUAGAUGAAGUGACUGUGAAAGUGGAGGGCGAUGUUCCUCCCACAUGGAAUGCAAAUAGUCACGUAGGAGACGGAAACUCACAGGGCAGAGAUGUCUUAGAUUACAGGGAAAGCUUAGAGACAAAUCUAAAUGUCACGACCCACUCCCCUUUACACACAUUCAGGGAUUGUGACCCAGUGUCCACAUUGAUGGGGCCUUCCGAUUUACACAGCCGUGUCCUUUUCGAUCAGGUAUUGAACUCAAACGACAGGGCUAGAGCCCAGGCUCAGGGAGGGGGAGCCACAUCAGGCAAUAUUAAAGAGAAACGGUUCCUCUGCAUGUUCUGUAAGAAAGGCUUCAGCUGCCUCCAAAAGGUGGAGGUCCACCAGAGGAUCCACACAGGGGUGAAACCCUUCAGCUGUACCCAGUGUCACAUGCGCUUUGCCCAGGCUGGCACUCUGAAGAGGCACCAGAGGGUUCACACAGGUGUGAAACCCUUCAGCUGUACCCAGUGUCACAUGCGCUUUGCCCAAGCUGGUGACCUGAAGAGACACCAGAGGGUCCACACGGGUGAGAAACCCUACAGCUGCCCCCAGUGUGAGAAGAGAUUCACCCGCCAGCACCAGCUGAAGAUGCACAUGAAGGUCCACACAGGAGAGAGGCCAUUUGCCUGUACGCACUGCGGGAAGAGAUUCUCAGAGAGGAGCUACCUCAGGAUACACCAGCAGAAAAAACAUUCCACUCAAUAGCUUCAGAUGUUUAGAUGUAUUAAAUAUAAAGAUUCAUUUUCAUUGUUGUCAGCAGAAAAAGACUCACAUGCAUUUGGAAUAAUGAGAGUAACAGAUUUCAGUGUUUAAUAUUUCUGGGUAGAAUAUUGCAUCCAGACAUUAUAUAUAAAAGCAAGUAAAGCAUAUAUAAGGCAUGUUUGUGCAUAAAAAGUUUGUUACAUAUUGUGUUUGUACUGUGCAGGCCAGGGUUGGGCAACUUUGAUGGGGAUGGGGGCCACAAAAUAUCAGAACUCAGUCAGAGCUGGCCCUAGCCUUUUGGGGGCCCUAAGCUACAUUUAGCAAGUAAAGCAUUUUAGCGGCCCCCUUCUUGACAGCAAAGAGAACAUUUUUUAGUUUUAGAGUUCAUUUCCUGCAAUUCUACACAUUUUGCAAUGGGGUUGAAGAGAAAAUGUUUCAAUUUUCUCUACGGGGUUAAUCCACAGACAAAAGGGGCGCUGCCAGUUGCCCAUCCCUGGUGUAGGCUAUAUGUGGCGCGCUCUGUUUUAACCAGUCGGAAGUCGCAAUGACAAAUUUGCAUAUGAAUUGUGUUUUUGUCAAAAUGUAAAUUUUGCUAUUUGGGGGUUUCAUCUGGUUUUAACAAAACAAUGUCUUUGCUUUCAUCAUCUGUAUGUAUUAUUGCCAAAUUCAGUAUAAAUAUAGUUUUAAACUUAUAAACGUAGGAUGAAACGUAGCACUUUCCCAUCUGUUUGGUGGUUGCUAGCUUGUAACACACCAGGCUUUCGCGGCACUAGAUAAUCUGCACUAUCAAAUGCCUCCUCUAUUCCGAAAUCAUGAAUGAAUUACAAACUAGCAAGCUAUAUGUUUUGAAUCAAGCAACAAUAGGCUAUUAAAUCGGAUGAUUUUCCUGUUUUCCCAAUCAAACCUACUGUAUUGUAUCAUCCUCGGAAAAGCAAAGUGUACCUCAGGCUACACUCUCUUGCACUUCAAAACCCAUCAUACAUAGUUACACUGUCACUACUGCCUACACUUUAGCUAGCUAGCUUAGCUUUCUACUGCGUUGAUGGAUUCCCGGGAGAGUGAAAUCGCUAGAUUAAAAAAAAAAAAAUAGUAAUGUUGUGCUGGGAGCUGGUUCAUACGAUCAGUGGCAUUAACGUAUUGCCGACUACUUUUUGACCCUACGCUACAGAGCAACGUCAUAAGCGACUCUGACAAGCUCACUGAAGUCGAGGGCGAGUACCUUGAGGAGGCAACCCAUUAAUGGUGGAUCCGUCAAUUACGGUGCUUCAGUCGGUUGAGGGUAAAUAUGUCAGUGGUGCUGGGCAAGAAAUUGAAAAGGCUUGCGAGUUCAAUAAAGGGAAUCCGUGAUAUUUGUUUAAUUUUUAUUUUUUUUUACCCCCGAGGAGAUGGUCAAGAGACGUGACCAGAUGAAUUAGCUAACUCAACAAUGAUGGAAAAACAUCUAGUGCUCAUUGGCGAGAUCUCUGGUUCCAUGAACUUCUGCAGGGAAAUGGUCACCUCGAACAGGAACUAACAAAAAGGAAACAUCAGAGGACAUAUUUCUUUGAUAGCCAGCUAAUCUGCAGAGAAACCUUCCGACACAAUUUCUACAAAAAGCUGACUGCAGUGAUAAAGUUCUACAAGGAACAUGGCGAGGCUCAAAGGAAGAAGAGGUUUGGUGGUCGUCUCGCCAGAACAGGUGCUGUCCUACGAGGACACUCAGCGAAUCGUCCACUAUGUCAACAACGUCGCCGAUGUCCAUGCGAUGCCGCUCCCAGGACAGAUCUCUGGAUUUAAGAGGGCAGACAUCCUGGUGCUUCUGACAUUUGAGACCAAGUCCUGUGUGUGUUGCUAGUACAAAAAUGUUAGUGUUUUCCUAAAUCUUGAUACUUAUAUUUGUACCAAACGUUUAUCAGCUCAAGCCAGCGGCAAAGACUAACCAAAGCCCACAUGAACCGGAUCCAAAGAGACUGUCAGACCUUACUCUCUGGUGACGCGUGUAUGUUGUCAGAUUUUCUUUAACGUUUCUCAUUUUAGUUGUUGCUUAGAGACCAGAGCUUACUCGGACCAUUUUUAGCUCAUUCUGUUGCUUGUAUACUACAUGAACAAAAGUUUGUGGACACCUGCUUGUCGAACAUCUCAUUCCAAAACCACGGGCAUUAAUAUGGAGUUGGUCCCCCCCCCUUUUGCUGCUAUAACAGCCUCCACUCUUCCGGGAAGGCUUUCCACUAGAUCAGUGGUCGCCAACCGGUCGAUCUUCAAGGCAUUCCUAGUCGAUCACCAUAUAUUUCUGUAGAAAAGCCAAUGAACGAUAAAGGCUUUGCACUCCUUUUUUUAAAAUCGUGUUGAGCUGUUGCCGGUAGGUGCACUUGAUUCAAAAGUCCUGCGCACCGGGUAAGCAAAGUGUUCCCGCGAGACAAACUCCGCCUACCCAGCUGACCGGCAAAUCUGUGACUAAAUCGGGUGCACCUACUGCGCUGCUCAAUCGGAUAGGGUCAUGGCUACAGAGCUUCCAUGACCCUGGCCACAGCCAAGUUUAAUAGGCUACUAGCCUACGUAAGAUUUAAUAACUUUUAAAACCAUGACCACAGAGAGACUGUCAACGAAUACAGCAAAGAGCUGCUGUUUUCGAGAGUGAGUUCAUGUUUAAGUUUAUAUUCAGUACUGGCACUGUUUUUAUUCAACACUAUUACAAAACGUGCUUCUCCGUACUUCCGCUCGGGCUGCAGCUGCAAUGAAUGAGAAGCCAAGUAUCGAUAGCCCUGCAUUUUAUUAUUAUUAGCAGCUCGUUGUGUCGAUUUUAGUAUUAAGGAAUAUUUAACUUUCUCUGGUCAUAGGAACAACAUGAAUUUGUGCAUGUGGCAGAUGCGGUGCAACUCGAGUUUCGCCAUCAGGUGGAAGACGGUGUCCCCUCUGGUCAUCAGUCUCACCGGAGGAAAGGACGGAGAGAGCAGGGACCGUGAGAGGCGGUUGGGAAAAAUACUUUUGAAUGGUCAUCCAACUCGGAAUUCCAAGUCGAAAACUCAGGCAUCUUUCUAGAGCUCCCGACUUUGACCUGAAGAUCACUGAUGUCUGAUUUGACCUCGUUGACCAUCAGCUGCAGGUACCAUCAGUCCAAUAAAAUAAAAAAUAAACGAAUUAUUUCAA
This is a messenger RNA of Salmo salar (Atlantic salmon), 5048 nucleotides long. Lineage: Eukaryota; Metazoa; Chordata; Actinopteri; Salmoniformes; Salmonidae. The record is from RefSeq and is a predicted model, not a curated record.